Messenger RNA from Verticillium alfalfae VaMs.102, 879 nucleotides. RefSeq lists its product with no specific name. Bases 1 to 879 code for a protein of 292 amino acids. The transcript is spliced from 2 exons. The record is from RefSeq and is a predicted model, not a curated record. NCBI's taxonomy places the organism in Eukaryota, Fungi, Ascomycota, Sordariomycetes, Glomerellales, Plectosphaerellaceae.
AUGCCUUUCUUCCUUUCGGCCGCUCUUCUCGGCCUCGGCGCUGCUCACUUGGCUGCGGCUCAGACUGUCAACUGCAAUUCUAUGGGAAUCCCGAAUGGCUACCAGGGCUUUGACAAGUGGCGCGCCACAACCAAGGACUGCUCGGAGGCCACCAACAAACUCGAAGAACACUUUGGUCAGGCAGUCCCAGAGGCUUCCUUCGGUUGCGUUUCUUUGGCCGUCUCGGGCGGGUGCGAAGUUUCCAUGUGCGACUCGUCGGAUGUCCGCAGAAACAUCGACUACGCCGCGGCCUGGACGGCGGCAAGGGCCAUUCAUGCCAGACACAAAGAGAACGGAGAGGUGGCUGGGUACAUCUCGCUUGACGAUUACAGCGAUGCUGGUGGCUUCAAGGUGUUCGUCAAGGUUGCCGCGACCGACAGCCCCAACCCGACCGGCAAGCGAAAACGCAGCCUUGUUCGGCCGCCCCACAAGGAGAGCUGGCCUAUCGAUCACACCGGGCUAUACACCAACAUCAGAACUGCGUGGGGCACCGAUGAGCACAUCGCCGAUGACCAAGUCCUUAAUGCUAUGGAGAAUCUUCUCACCGACUGGAACAACGUCCAAGGCAACCCUUCGAGCCUCACACCGCCUGCAUACCAUGCCCCCAACGACAUGAGGAUCCAAUUUGAGUGGGCUGCGCACAACAACCAUAACGUCAAUGACAUUGGCUACGAGGAAAGAAUUCAAAUGCUGCACUGGGCAGUUCAAGAACGCCGAAUCCACGCCCCGCGUCAGAACUUCUCCAUGCAGGUCAGACGUGGCGCCGUGACCAUCGGUCAUCUCAUCAUUCGCGUUUUCUGGGUCGGCCAGGACCAGUCGCUGUCUAACGUCUGUGACUAA